This is a messenger RNA of Caenorhabditis auriculariae, 1298 nucleotides long. Lineage: Eukaryota; Metazoa; Nematoda; Chromadorea; Rhabditida; Rhabditidae. The record is from the annotation of a GenBank genome assembly.
AUGGCCCACAGAGCUCUGUACCAAGCGCUGUGCAAAGUCGGCGAUAAAGUCGUCUACCCAGUGUUGCCGGCAUUCGCCAAACCCGCGUGGAACCAUCCCGCCGGACCAAAAACGGUGAGGCUUCAAACUUCCAGCUAAAAGUCAGCGCCAUAUGGUUUCCAGGUCUUUUUCUGGGCGCCGACCAUCAAAUGGGCUCUCGUCGGUGCUGGCCUCGCCGACCUCGCUAGACCUGCCGAGAAACUCUCCGUUUACCAGGUUACCAACUUUUAUUUUCCAAAUGUUAGGUUAUCUUAGGAGUUCCAGAGGGGUCCUUAUAGUGGCAACCUUAGGGGCUCUUGGAGCGUUCCUCUAGGGACCACUUUACCAACCCCUAUAGAAGGCACUAAAGAGUGGAAACAUGCUAGUCAAUGAUUGUCAUAAACUCUAAGCGAAGAAGCUUUUUCAUAGAAAAAACUGAAUAAAUAAGCGUUAUUGGAUGAAAUUGAGAGACCCCUAUAGGGUCCACUUGAGCUUUUGGGGUAAGGGGUCAGACCGUAAACCCCUAUAGGGACCACCUUAAUUUUACCUCUACAGGGACUCCUUUUUCGGCCCCACAUAGGGGUUUUUUCUCCCUCAAACCCCUAUAGGGACCACUCUGGAAGUCCUAAGAUUCGAAAAGUUCUCUGCUUUUUCUAAAAGGCUAGGCUUUGACCCACCUAAAAACAUAAUUGUUCAAAAAAAAAAAACUGGCUUUCUCUAUACGACGCGUUUUCCAUACGUUUCUAGGAAGUUGAAGCUUUAAGUUCUUCUUUUUUCUUUUUCUUGAAACUUGCGAUUGAAAAUUAGUUCCACUGCAAAGCGAAUUUUUGAGUAAGGAAGCAAAAUACAACUACGAAAAUAGAAAUUCAAUAGAACAACCAAGUUUCAAACACAUCGGGAGGGAUUUCAAACCGUAGACUUAUCCAGAUUGUCAAAAAAAAAAAAUUGGAAAAGAGCGGUCAAUUGGAAUGACCGGUCACCAUAGAGCGUCGCAGUGAUGUCUCUGUUUUGGAAUUCCUCUGCGACGAAUUCUGAUCGAGUGGUUGCAGAACAGCGCCUUGUUCGCGACGGGGGCCAUCUGGACCCGCUACUGCCUCGUGAUAACACCGGUCAACUACUACCUGAGCAGCGUCAACUUCUUCGUCAUGUGUACAGGCCUGAUCCAGCUUCUGAGGAUCGCCCAUUACAGGUUUUUCUCUUCUUUGUGUUAUUGGUUCAUUGUUUUAAUUUGCAGAUAUGAAAAUCCUGAUUGGGAAGCCAAGGAGAACGCCGCUCACUAA